Messenger RNA from Drosophila sulfurigaster albostrigata, 729 nucleotides. Its product is annotated as nematocyst expressed protein 4-like. The record is from RefSeq and is a predicted model, not a curated record. The coding region runs from base 77 to 625 and encodes 182 amino acids. NCBI's taxonomy places the organism in Eukaryota, Metazoa, Arthropoda, Insecta, Diptera, Drosophilidae. The transcript has a single exon.
CUUGCCGCACGUUUAGUCCAGUCUGAAAAUUCAUUGACUUAAUACAAGUACUGCUAUUUUAUUUGUCUUCGGCGCGAUGAACAAGAACUUGUUCCUGCUUUUCAUUCUGUUGCUGGUCACAGCAUGUGUCCUGGCAAGCAGUGGUAGUGAUAGUGACAGCGACAGCGAUAGUGACAGUGGAAGCAGUAAUCGUGAAUAUGACGGCUACUACGGCGGAAAGCAUAAGCACAAGAAACACAAGCAUAACAAGCCAGUUUAUCCAAACGGAUAUCCCCAAUAUCCUCAGUAUCCACCAUAUCCACAAUAUCCGUAUCCGUAUCCCUACAACCAAGGACCUUACAAUCCGCUGCCCAAUUAUCAGAUUGGCACUCCAUACCAACAGCAGCCACAGCCAUAUGUGCCUCCUUCUCCACCUGGAUAUCCGCCUAGUCAGCCACAAGCUCCGUUGCCACAGGCUCCAGUUUAUAAUCCCGGACAGCAAUCGCCGCUGGGGCUUGGCCUUACUCCUGGUCCUAGUCCUGUGCAGCAACAGCCACCAGCUUCUAGUGUUAUCAAUCACUCACUUAAAGUCAAUAAGGAAUACAAAGAAAACUUUAAUAAUCAUGUGGAAUCAAAUGCUGUAUAAAUUGUUAAGCUUAAAAAUGUUAAUUAAUUUUAAAUUUCCGAUGCUUCUUUAAAAAAUUAUUUUAAAAGAAAGAAAUAAAAAUAAGUAUUUCUUUUAUAGGUACA